Funneliformis geosporum is the source of this 516-nucleotide messenger RNA. Lineage: Eukaryota; Fungi; Glomeromycota; Glomeromycetes; Glomerales; Glomeraceae. The record is from the annotation of a GenBank genome assembly.
UCCUACAACUAUAUCGGGGAGAACCAGCUAUCUCUAGGUUCGAUUACAAUUUCAGCUCUAACCACAAGUCAUCCGAGAUCAUUUCAACGAGCACCGGUUCGGCCCUCCGUUUGGUUUUAUCCUCACUUCAGCCUGCUCAUGAGAAACUUAACCUUGCCAAUAAUUAUAACUCGCCGGCUCAUUCUGCAAAAAGCACGCCAUUAGGCUUUAUGCCCUUUGACUUUUUUUCACUAUCGGUGACUAAUGAGUAUUUAGCCUUACGGGGUGGCCCCCGCUUUCACUUUCUAUGGCAUGGUUUUCCAACCACUUCUUCUAUUAAUAACCUUUGUAACUCUGAAUGCAUUUUCCUACAACCCCAAUCUACAAACAUGGAUUGGUUUGGGCUAUGUUUCAAUUCUCCGGGUUCACUUCUAAGUAUCAUGAAACUUAGACCUUACCACAUUACUGGAUAUCACGUCCUUCAUCGUCUAUUAGUCCCAAGUUAUCCACCAUACACUCUUAGUAACUUAUAUUUCG